GUUAUUUGAAGCCGGCCCAAUAAACCAUCCCUCUCUAUCUCAGCAAAAGCGGGAAAAAGAAAUAGCUCCUUCCACUCGCUGAGAGGCCAUGGCGCCAGAAUUGCAGAGCUCGCAGCCAUGGGUUGAGAAAUAUCGGCCGAAGCAAGUGAAGGAUGUGGCUCACCAGGACGAGGUCGUCCGUGUCCUCACCAACACUCUCGAGACCUCUAAUUGCCCACACAUGCUCUUUUAUGGUCCACCUGGUACUGGCAAAACUACAACCGCAUUGGCCAUCGCUCACCAGCUUUUUGGGCCUGAACUCUACAAGUCCAGGGUUCUGGAGCUAAAUGCAAGUGAUGAUCGUGGAAUCAAUGUUGUUCGGACUAAGAUCAAGGAUUUUGCUGCUGUGGCUGUACGUUCUGGUCAGCAUGGAGGGGCUUAUCCUUGUCCACCUUAUAAGAUCAUUAUACUAGAUGAAGCGGAUUCAAUGACUGAAGACGCUCAGAAUGCCCUGAGACGUACAAUGGAAAGUUACUCCAAAAUUACAAGAUUCUUUUUCUUAUGCAAUUAUAUCAGCAGGAUCAUAGAACCUCUUGCUUCGAGAUGUGCCAAAUUCAGGUUCAAGCCACUUUCGGGAGAAAUUGUGAGCAACCGCAUAUUGCACAUUUGCAACGAAGAAGGCCUUAGUUUGGAUGCAGAGGCUCUUUCAACCUUAAGCUCUAUAUCACAAGGUGAUCUUCGUCGGGCUAUCACAUACUUGCAAGGAGCUGCUCGCUUAUUUGGCUCAACAAUUUUGUCCAAGGACCUUUUGAGUGUGUCUGGGGUCAUUCCACAAGAGUUUGUAGAUGCACUUUAUGCAGCAUGCAAAAGUGGGGACUUUGAUUUGGCAAACAAGGAGGUCAAUAAUGUAAUUGCAGAAGGCUAUCCAGUCUCUCAGAUGCUUGUUCAGUUGUUUGAUGUAGUGGUUGAAGCAGAUGAUGUAUCGGAUGAACAGAAAGCUCGAAUAUGCAAGAGUUUGGCUGCAGCUGAUAAGUGUCUUGUUGACGGCGCAGAUGAAUACUUGCAGCUGCUGGAUGUGGCCAGCAACACAAUGCAGGCUCUCUGUAACAUGCCGCAAGAAUUCUCUUAUGAGAGUUAGGUAGCAUUGUAGUUCAGAUUGAGGUGCAGCAUAUAUUGAGAUCUUGUAUGAUAACUUGGUUUGCUUUUGCAAAAUGUUCUCUUUUGUUAAUGAAGUUAUCACAAACUUUAUGUUAGUAAACAAAGGACCCUGUGCUCGUAAAUCUUUUGAUUCUUGAUUAAUAUGAUUAGGGUACUUCAGCAG
This is a messenger RNA of Manihot esculenta (cassava), 1300 nucleotides long. Its product is annotated as replication factor C subunit 4. The transcript is spliced from 11 exons. NCBI's taxonomy places the organism in Eukaryota, Viridiplantae, Streptophyta, Magnoliopsida, Malpighiales, Euphorbiaceae. Gene Ontology annotation, molecular function: ATP hydrolysis activity; ATP binding; DNA clamp loader activity. Gene Ontology annotation, cellular component: DNA replication factor C complex; nucleus. The record is from RefSeq and is a predicted model, not a curated record. The coding region runs from base 89 to 1117 and encodes 342 amino acids. Gene Ontology annotation, biological process: DNA-templated DNA replication; DNA repair.